Molecule: messenger RNA, 3422 nt
Organism: Cannabis sativa
Lineage: Eukaryota; Viridiplantae; Streptophyta; Magnoliopsida; Rosales; Cannabaceae
Product: putative receptor-like protein kinase At3g47110
Exons: 3
Coding region: 700-3222 (840 amino acids)
Biological process (GO): hormone-mediated signaling pathway; protein phosphorylation
Cellular component (GO): plasma membrane
Molecular function (GO): protein kinase activity; ATP binding; protein binding
Source: RefSeq, a predicted model, not a curated record
AAGGUUUAAUAACCAAUCUCCAUUUUGUUAUCUAACUCUUACCUUCAGCAUAUCCUAUUCCAGUACUACUAUUAGCCAUGAAACUUAAUAACCUCAUUACUUGUUCUGCUUUUUGGCUUACUUUUUCUUUCCUGCAUUUGACGGUGUCAUACCAUGCCAUGAGUACCAAUGCCUUAGGAAACGAAACUGAUAGAAUUGCUUUGCUAAAAUUCAAAGAAUCAGUCUCUGAUGACCCUUAUGGAGUGCUGAGAUCCUGGAAUGAUUCCACUCACUUCUGCAGCUGGAAUGGAGUAACAUGUGGUCACAGACAUCAAAGAGUAACAGGUUUGAAGUUACGAGACUACAAAUUGAGUGGUAAUAUAUCACCUUACAUUAGAAACCUCACAUUUUUGAGGUCCUUUAACCUAAUGAACAAUAGCUUCUUCGGUGAAAUCCCAUACCAAGUUUGUCAUUUAUCUCGAUUACAAAAUUUGGCUCUCAGUUUGAAUAAGUUACAAGGUGAAUUGUCAUCAUUAAACCUGAGUUAUUGCUUGGAACUUAAGAGAGUUAAAUCUUGGAGAGAACAGACUUACAGGGCUAAUUCCCACUGAGCUUGGCUCUCUUGCCAAGCUUUCAUUGAUUAAUCUUGAGAAGAGCAACCUCACAGGAAAAAUUCCACCUUCACUGACCAAUAUUUCAUCCCUUGAGGUGUUUUAUGUAAUGGGAAACAAUCUAGUAGGAACUGUUCCAGAAGAGUUUGGCAAGUUGAAAAAGUUGAAAGCCUUUGUAAUAGGGUCUAAUGACCUAUCUGGUAUGAUUCCUCCUUCACUUUACAACAUAUCAUCUUUGACCAUUGUCUCAAUUUCAGAUAACCAAUUUGAAGGUACUCUUCCUCCCUACAUAGGUCUUCAACUUCCCAACCUAAAAAUAUUUUAUAGUGGUGCUAAUGAGUUUUCAGGGACAAUCCCAGAAUCAUUUUCAAAUGCUUCUAAGCUUGAAAUAUUUGAAGUUUCUAAUAAUCAUUUUGUAGGAAAUGUUCCAUCUAGUUUUGGCAUCAAUCUUCCACGUCUUAGGCACCUCAAUUUAGAGAAAAAUUAUCUAGGACAGUACUUACCCAAUAGCUUGGAUUUUAUUACAUCUUUAAAAAAUUGUAGUCAAAUGGAAAUGUUGUCCUUGGCAGCAAACAACUUUGGAGGUCCUAUACCAAAAUCUUUAGCUAAUUUGUCAACUCAAAUCACCGAACUUUAUCUUGGAGGCAAUCAAAUUUCUGGAAUUAUUCCUCCAACAUUAAAAACUCUGGUAAAGUUAAUCGUCUUAACCAUGGAAUCUAAUCUGUUGGAAGGUGUCAUUCCGACCUCUUUGGGGAACCUAAGGUUCUUACAAAUUCUUCUAUUGAAUAACAAUGCAUUAUCAGGAAAGAUACCUUCAUCCUUAGGAAACCUCACCCAACUCUUCCUUCUUAAUUUAACAAAAAAUAAUUUAGAUGGAAGCAUAACACCUACCAUUGUAGACUGCCAAAAUCUGCAGCAACUUGGACUUUCACAAAAUAGUCUGAGUGGAACUAUUCCAAAGGAAAUUUUUGGCUUGCCUUCACUUCUUACACUAGACUUAUCAAGAAACUCACUCAAUGGGAGCCUACCAAUGGAAGUGGGGAAGCUUAAGACUAUCAAUACACUUGAUCUUUCUAAGAACCAUUUGACCAGUGAAAUUCCAGGCACAAUUGGAGAUUGUAGCAGUCUCGUAUCACUUUCCCUACAAGGGAACUUCUUUCAAGGAAUUCUUCCUUCUACUUUGCCUUCUCUUAGAGGUCUGGUUUACCUGGACCUGUCACGAAACAACCUCACAGGAAAAAUUCCUAAGGAUUUACAGAAACUUCAAUUCUUGAAUUAUUUGAAUCUUUCUUUCAAUGAGCUUGAGGGAGAGGUACCAGAAAAAGGGGUGUUUGAAAAUACUACUGCAAUAUCACUUGUUGGAAAUGGAAAACUUUGUGGUGGGGUACCGAUGCUACAACUUCAACGAUGUCGAAAAGCCAUUGAAUCCAACAAACAUGGAAAGAUGAAAGGUCUCAAGUUGAUAAUCAUAAUUGUUUGUGUGAUUGCAUUUCUUCUUCUAUUUGCAUCAUUGUCAUUUCUGUUUUGGAGGAGGAAAUCAAUUAGGAGAUCAUUAUCAUCAUCAAAGUCUGAACUCUCAUCAAUCAGCUUUCUUUCAAAGGUUUCAUACAAGAGUUUACACCAGGCCACCAAUGGAUUCUCUCAAAGCAUGUUGAUCGGAACAGGCAGCUUUGGCUCUGUGUUCAAAGUCAUACUUGAUCAAGAAGAAAAUGUAGUUGCUGUAAAGGUUCUCAAUCUAAACCAAAAAGGAGCUUCCAAGAGUUUCAUUGCUGAAUGCAACGCGUUGAGAAAUAUUCGACACCGAAAUCUUGUUAAGAUUUUAACAUGUUGCUCAAGCAUUGAUUUCAAUGGUGAUGAUUUCAAAGCAUUAGUGUUUGAGUAUAUGAGAAACGGGAGCCUAGAUAAAUGGUUACAUGGAGAAAACCAAUCAAGGGGUUUGAAGUUUAUUCAGAGAUUAUCUAUAGCUAGUGAUGUAGCCUCUGCAAUAUGUUAUCUUCAUGAUCAUUGUGACCAUCCAAUCAUUCAUUGUGAUUUGAAACCAAGCAAUGUUCUCCUUGACAACGAGAUGGUGGCUCAUGUUAGUGAUUUUGGAUUAGCUAAGCUGAUCCUUAACACCAAUCAAGUGUCUGAAACUCAAACCAGCACAAUUGGAAUGAAAGGCACCAUUGGUUAUGUCCCUCCAGAGUAUGCCAUGGGCGGUGAGCCAUCAAAGCAAGGGGACAUGUACAGUUAUGGAAUUUUAGUGUUGGAGAUGUUUACAGGAAGGAGCCCAACUGAUGAAUCAUUCAAGGAUGAUCUGAAUCUCCAUAACUUUGUUAAGAUGGCAUUGCCAGAAAGAGUUGAUCAAGUAGUGGACUCUACUCUUCUAAGUGGAGAAGCUGUAGAAACUACAGUGACAAGACAAAACUACAACAACAGAGGAACUAAUGAAAUUUACACAGAAGGAGAAGUUAAUAUUAGUUUUGAGAGCCCAAAUCUGUUCAAGUGCUUGACUUUAGUCUUGGAGGUUGGACUUGCAUGUUCAAUAAAUUCACCAAGUGAAAGAUUGAAAGUAGAAGAUGUGAUCAAAGAGCUACAACAUAUUAAAAAUGCUUAUCAAGAACACAGACAACAGACCAGACCAACUAACUAAGAGACUUGCCUACUUACUAUAUCGACACACUGACGUGAUUUGCGUGGGAGACUGAAAUUUUCUUGAACAAAGUCAGAGUAAUGUGAAAAUCUCUUGUCAUUUUCACGAGUACCCUUCAACAUUUGUACUCAGACCAUUUUUUAUGUGAACUUUAAUAUUUAGAUGAAUGUUUAUUUAUUCGGUUGGUUUUCUUUUGUUAA